Molecule: messenger RNA, 1377 nt
Organism: Sorghum bicolor (sorghum)
Lineage: Eukaryota; Viridiplantae; Streptophyta; Magnoliopsida; Poales; Poaceae
Product: B-box zinc finger protein 20
Exons: 3
Coding region: 283-1080 (265 amino acids)
Biological process (GO): photomorphogenesis; regulation of DNA-templated transcription
Cellular component (GO): nucleus
Molecular function (GO): zinc ion binding
Source: RefSeq, a predicted model, not a curated record
UGAAGUUGGGCAACGGGUGAUAUUUAUCGUAUCGAUGGCCACUGCCUACUUUUUUCCGCUAUAAACCUGUGAUUAUAAUACAUGACUCCAUUCCGCGUUUUGUCACCUCCCAAUGUGUGUGUAUAUAUAAAUAUAAAUAUAAAACGCAUCUCCUUUGCCACUGUUCUAUUUCUAUCACUUGUUCCUUCUCGGUUGCUAACAACAUCUCUCGCCGAGACAUUGACUCGAACAAUCCCAGGCGCCUUUUUGUGAUUAAUCAGCGCCCUUUUGGUUGGAGUAGCGAUGAAGGUGCAGUGCGACGUGUGCGCGGCCGAGGCGGCCUCCGUCUUCUGCUGCGCCGACGAGGCCGCGCUGUGCGACGCGUGCGAUCGCCGCGUCCACCGCGCCAACAAGCUCGCCGGGAAGCACCGCCGCUUCUCCCUCCUCCACCCCUGUUCUUCCUCUUCCUCCGCCGCCGCACAGAAGCCGCCGCUCUGCGACAUCUGCCAGGAGCGGAGGGGCUUCUUGUUCUGCAAGGAGGACAGGGCGAUCCUGUGCCGGGAGUGCGACGCGCCGGUGCACAGCGCGAGCGACAUGACGAGGCGGCACAGCCGGUUCCUGCUCACCGGCGUGCGCCUCUCGUCGGCGCCGGUGGACUCUGCUGCUGGCCCGUCAGAGGAAGAGGGCGAGGAGGAGGAGAACAGCAGCAGCCCCUGCAACGACGACUCCUGCAGCGGCGGCGCCGGCGGUGCCGGGGCGACGACCACGCCGAGCGCCAGCGACGGGAGCAGCAUCUCCGAGUACCUCACCAAGACCCUGCCCGGGUGGCACGUCGAGGACUUCCUCGUUGACGACGCGUCCGCCGGCGACGUCGGCGCCGCCUGCUCGGACGGCCUCUAUCAGCAGGGGCAACGUGGACACAUCAGUGGGGUGCUCCAAGAAGAAGCUUACACGCCGUGGACGGGGCGGGAGCAGGUGCUCGGUGACGUCGCCGACGAGCGGGCCAGCUGGGAGCUGUGGGUGCCGCAGAUGCACGCGGAGUUCGCCGGCGACAGCAAGCGACCCAGACCGUCGCCUUCGCCUCCCUGUUCGUACUGGUGAUUGAUUGGUGAAAAACUCGCCGUCUUCAGUAAGAUGAUUUGUACUGGCCUAAUUCGAAGGUACUAGUACUGUAGGAACGAUGAGAAAAAUGAGCCAAAAAGGGAACGGGCCGGUGCUUCCCCUGUUCGAUUAAUUGGGUCGAUUAUUUCGAUCGAGCUCGUUCCAAAUUGUUCGCUGCCUAAAGCCAAACUUUCCAAAAAGGGAACCGUGUUUCCCCGUUCGAUUAAUCGGGUCGAUUUCGAUCGAGAGCUCGUUACAGAUUCCAAUUGUUUGCGGCCUAAAACCAGACUUUCUGAA